UAUAUAAACCGUGUGUUUAUAAUUGGCCAGGCUAGCUGCCAGGAUUUUUAACCAGGCAGGAUGUCGUUCUACGCACUCGUUCUAUUCUGCGCUACCGCGUUUGUGCUCGCCGCGGCUCAGGAUUUGGAGCUUCCUGUGCAAACCUGCAACCAUGAUGCAGAUGACUAUUCGUCUUGCUUGAGACUUGCAUUGCAAGAAGCAUGGCCAAACUUCAUCCAAGGUAUUCCGAAACUCGACAUACCAGUCUUGGAUCCAUACUUUAUCGAAGAGCAGAGAACCAUGUACGAAACCCAAGAACUAAAAGCGGACAUAACAGUGACUAAUGUUAACGUCUAUGGACUUGCGAAGGCUCAAUUCAAGGCUGUGAGACCGCAGCAUUCCGAUAAUUUCUUCAAAUUGGAGCUUGAUGCCGAUUUGCCGAAGGCGCUCAUCGAGGGUAAUUACAAAGCCGAAGGACAAGUGGGAGCGAUGCAAAUUGGCGGUCACGGAUUCUUUAACAUUAGCAUGGAGGACAUUAAAAGCACGUGGAUACUGGAAGGACCUGUAGCUAACGACAGAUGGACGCUCGAACAUUUCCAACUAAAUCCGGAGGUCGGAAAGAUGCAGAUUUGGUUCAGUGACAUGUUCAACGGUAACGAGGAACUCAAUAACGCCGCCAUGAAAUUCGUCAACGAAUAUUGGCCGACUUUGUAUCGCCAGAUGCUGCCGUUCCUCACGAAGAGCUGGGACGAACGUCUCACCGAGAUCGGAAAUCGCGUUUUAUCGAAGAUAUCCUUCUCGAAGACGUUCCCUUGAAGUCCCCGAGAAGACGUUCCUUCCCGCUAGGGCACGUACAUAUAGCGUAGUAUGUAUGAACGAAGGAGCGCCAAUUCGCGCCGAAGUCGGCGCGAGUAUGUAUUUUUUUUUUUUUAGGCGACCGCCCGAAGCCGGCGCGGAGGAACGCGAAAUUUCCUCUGUUUCCAAAGUCUCUGCGAACAUCCCGACGUGACGAGUUCGUCACUUCUCACCGUGCGUACUCCUGAUAGUGUGUUACUUAGUCUUGCACGACGUCGACAUGCGUGUGAAUAGUGCGGCGAGUUUAUUGCAUAAUUACGUAACGUGUAAACACAUAGAUUAUUCUUAGCAUUGUUACUAUUAUUGUGUUACUGCUAUUUUCACUAGCGAUUGUUUAUGUAAAGCACACAGACGUAAUAAAUAUCAUGGAUAAUAUGAUGGGUAUCAGUAGAUGUAUAAAUUCAAAGAAUAAUUUUCCGAAUAAUUUUUAUGACUCUCUUGAAGGUUUUCUUCCAAAUUAUUGUUGAUCUAUCGCGUUUAAACAAUUUGUCAAUUAUUAAGCAAAGCGUAGUAGAUAAUAAUUUAUAUGUAAAAGGAUAUAAACGAACUAAAAUAAUUAAUUUUUAUCAUAUAUUUA
This is a messenger RNA of Wasmannia auropunctata (little fire ant), 1411 nucleotides long. Its product is annotated as circadian clock-controlled protein-like. The coding region runs from base 61 to 795 and encodes 244 amino acids. Lineage: Eukaryota; Metazoa; Arthropoda; Insecta; Hymenoptera; Formicidae. The record is from RefSeq and is a predicted model, not a curated record. The transcript is spliced from 5 exons.